Acanthoscelides obtectus is the source of this 896-nucleotide messenger RNA. The record is from the annotation of a GenBank genome assembly. Lineage: Eukaryota; Metazoa; Arthropoda; Insecta; Coleoptera; Chrysomelidae.
UCUUGAUAUAAUUAAUUGAUAAGGCACGCCUACUUUUUUAAUUAUUUCUAGCGGAUCCGAAAUCCGUGUGAUGUCAUUUGCCGUGAUCUCUGUCGUCUAUAUGUCAUUUUUGAGGUUGUGAGUGUGGAUAAAAAUUUUAAUGAUGAAUUUUUUGAAGCAAUUUUCAAGGAUACAAAAUGUAUCUUGCUAUGCCCCAAGGAACUUGUCCGCAUUAGCAACUGCUAAGAGUGUGGUACAAGAGCCAGACAAACUCUAUAAAGUAGUUGAAUUAGAGCUACGCGGUAAUGAUCCUGCUGUAUUAAAAAGUUUCUGUAAAUUUGCUUCGACCACAGGACAACAUCUUGAAAUAGAUUGCAAAACAUGGAAUAUGAGAAAACCUACUCAUGAAAGAUUCACAGUACUCAAAUGUGUUCAUAUUUACAAAAAGCACAGGGUACAAUAUGAAUAUAGAACCUACUAUUCAUUUGUACAGUAUAAACGUGUAACAGGCUCUACAGCUGAUACGUUACUAGAAUAUAUAGAAAGAAACUUACCUGAAGGUGUAUCCCUCAAAGCAACAAAGGUAGAAGUGCAAGAAUUACCAGACUAUUUAUCACCUCCAAAGGAUGUGGAAAAAACAAUAGAAGCUAAUUGAAAGUUAUUGUUCAUUUAAAUAUUGUAUUGUUUUAGUUAUUUUAAUAUAUUGAUAAUAAAACCUGAAACACUGUGACUAAAAGAAAUUUAAAUAAUGGGAUCUUCAUUCAUUACAUUUUUAUCCAAAUAUGUGCUUGUGAAGGUCGUUAGUCUACGGAUAGAUGGCGCUAUAUGCAGGUUUAUGAAAAGAUUAUUUCCAAUAAUCCACUUUUAUUAUUUUAGAUGAUAGAUGCAAUAAAUAUACCGUGUUUUGACGGCUCCGA